UUCCCAUUAAUAUUGUAAUAUUGUGCACAUUUUUUCUCUUGACUUAAAAGGCAAACUACAAAAUGUUAUUAUUUUAUAGGUUUAACCCGAGUCCAUGUUUAAAAGAGUAGGUGGUGUGAUGCCAUGUCCAGAGCCAUCGACUUCAAGCAUGGAGCGGAGAAAGAAAAUGUUUCCAUCAGAGGCACAAAAAGAAAAAAGUAGAACGUUAUAAAUCAGAUACAACUGGUGGAAACGAAUCUGCAAACACACCUUUGCCGGCAGGAGAUCUAUACACGACAGCCGCCGUGAUGAGAUGGUGAUUUCAAUAUACAUUUCCAGACUUCACCAAGCUGUGCUGUGGACAGUAAGAUUGAUCAUCCAGACAGCUGCACCCGUCCCUGGAUUUGGAAAGAACAGAGAAUUUGAGAUGGGUACAGAACGCUGGAUCAAGUCUGUGAUCAGAGGCAUCGUGUGCCUGGCUGGAAUCGUCAGUAACAACCGGCUGUGCUUUCGCUCCCUGCCGAAAUCCCUUUCGUUUUUUUCACAAGCUUUCACUUUUCUUUUUUUUUUUCUUUCCCCUCUCUUUCUCCAUUUUAUUUACCAUCUCUGGUCUGAGUAGCGAACCAACAUGGCUUGUUUCGAUGACAAACAAUGGUUUGGGUUUGUUUUAGGAUUCAUAAUUUGUACGGAUGAUCUGCUUUUAUCUUCAUCAGACAGAACUGUAGCCUUUCCUGAGGAUGCUAGCAGACCCCCGAGGCUGUUUAGAUCCUGCGAAAGAAGCCGCAAGAACCCUCCCCUCCGUCCAUCAGAGACAGGUGCUCUGAGGUUGCCGUGUGUGCACGUGUGUGUGCGUGUGCGUGCGAGACAGAUCUGGCUCAGCAAAAUGUUUACAUGCAGCCAAAACAUCUGGUUUCCAAGUCGAACUGUAGUGUUUAGCGAACUCCUUGCACAGUAAUGCAUUUCUCUUUAAAAUAAUAAUAAUAAUAAUAAUAAUAAUAAUAAUUUUUUCUGCUUCUUAACAUUUAAUAAAAAUAUACCCCAAAAGCUUAUUUUCAGUUUAUUGCUAAUUUUUGUGGGCAAAUAAAUAAAUAAAUAAAUAAAUAAAUAAAUAAAUAGCCCCUUACCCUAUAUGGUCUAUAUGAGUUUUACUUAAGCAUGUUAUUAUAUAUUGUUAUGCUGUUAUAAUAUUAUAGAAUUGUAUUUCCACUGGAGGAAAUAAAGCUGCUCGAACAUUAAUUAUGAAAUGAUCAUACCUCGUAGUGACCUUAUAUUCCACGUGUAUCAUUUCUUUCCCCCAUAAUUCUCCUUUAAACAUUUUUCCUGCUGCUGUCUUAGCAAAGAACUGAUUUAUUAAUCAUGCACAGAAUCAUAAACCAUUAUUUCAUAGUCCGAGUCAUAAACCUGCCUAAAAAAACUCACCCGGGAAAAAAAGCACGGCCCGAGAUCUGUAUUUCCGUCGUCGUGGUAACAGUUCGGGGAGGAAUCACAUACCGUAUGGGUGUGAGAUAAUCAGGUGUCCGCAUACGCACUUUAGUAAUACUGUACCGAGUACGAUCGAUACGCCGGUCGCAAAAUUAAAAUAGACUGCCCGCUCAUUUUUGUUUGUUGACAAUGGAAACAAAUCGGUAGAACACACACAUUUGCCUACGUUUGCAGCCGGUAGGACGAGCUCUGAACGCCAAAACCACAGCGAUGCGAUGAGGUGUCUGGUGAGAUCAGUAUAAAUUACAGGCGUCACCGAACUGUGCUUUAGAAAGUAACAGCACCCGUCCCUGGAUUUGGAAAGAACAGAGAAUUUGAGAUGGAUACAGAACACUGGAUCAAGACUGUGAUCAGAAGCAUCGUGUGCCUGACCGGAAUCGUCGGUAACAACUGGCUGUGCUUUACCUCCCUGCCGAAAUCCCUUUCUCAGCUCCGCACUACCGACGUCCUGUUUGUAAACUUGGCCGUAUCCAAUCUGAUCACCAAUUACAUGGUGGACAUCCCGGACAUUCUCCAAACCGAUCAGUAUUUAACUUUGGGAAAGGUGUACUGCGGCUUUCAUUUCUUCCUGCCCGAAUUCUCAGAGACCAGCAGCAUCAUGAGCACCACCUUCAUCACUGCGUACUGGCACCAGAAGCUCGUGGGCUCCCUGAAGAACGGAGGAGCUCCCGUGCGCAUGGACAACCUCCGCCUCAUCGCCAUGCUGCUGACAGGAAGCUGGACCUUCGCGCUUGUCCUGCACCUGCCUCAUUUCUUCUUCAUCGUCGACAACGGUGAGAACGCGACUACCGCGGAAUGCCAGGAAGAGUUUUCUUCGCCGGAAGCCGAGCAGGCCUACAAGGCGGUCUACGUCGCACUCGCCAACGUGAUCCCGCUUACCUGGGUCCUUUACGCGAGCAUCCAGAUCGCGAUCACGCUGCUGCAGAACGAAAAGCGGAUGAAGAAAACGAGCGUGACGGUCCGAAACGUAGGAGACGCCUCGGCCGAGAAAAGCGGAGACGACACUGAUGACGGAUCGGCGGUUACCAAGUCCAAGUCACAAGCCAAAACGGGGAGCCUGGUGAGGGCCGCCAAGAGUGUGCUGGCAGUGGCCGUCUUAUUCUUAACGUGCUGGGCGAUUCAUCUCAUCGUCAGCGUCCUCAUUUCCGUCGUGCACUCUACCGUCAUCGAGGACAUCGAAAGCUUUGUAGGAGCAUCCUAUACGUGCACCAUCCCUUAUAUUUACCUGUACGGUGUGCAAAAGCUGACCUGCUCCCGAGGUUAAGGACAUGUCAUGAGGUAGUAUGAGUGAGGAGUAAUUCAGCAAGCUGUGAUGUCAUGCUGUACGUGAAGGAUUUAGACUCCUCACACAACAUUAAAGAUAAAUAAAUGAACGAAUGAAGAGAGAUUGAGAGUAUAUAACUAAAUCACUCUAUAUUAUAUUAUCUAUAUAUAUAUAUAUAUCCAUCUACAUUUGCAUUCUGUUAAUAAUCUAUUGCUAACCAAAAUGAGUUUCUGUGUAAUGGUAAAUGGUGUAAUCAUAAUGAACAAUUAAAUGGGAAAACGUAUUCCUUUUGAAAACUGAUUUUUGCAGUGUUUUUCCCUUCACCAAGACACUCGUAAUAAAAAUCAACCUAACUUCAACGAAAUAAAACGCCGCAGGGCAGAUCCACAAACACACAAGAAAGAAACCACAAUGAGCAGAACAUGUUGGACCUAGAGAUACACCGUCGACGGAAGAACCACAACAAAAUUAUUAACAAAAUAAGCCUGAUGGUUGUGCUGUAUACAUUCAUAGAGAGA
This is a messenger RNA of Ictalurus punctatus (channel catfish), 3243 nucleotides long. RefSeq names its product formyl peptide receptor-related sequence 7. The coding region runs from base 1781 to 2725 and encodes 314 amino acids. Gene Ontology annotation, cellular component: membrane. The transcript is spliced from 2 exons. NCBI's taxonomy places the organism in Eukaryota, Metazoa, Chordata, Actinopteri, Siluriformes, Ictaluridae. Gene Ontology annotation, biological process: G protein-coupled receptor signaling pathway. Gene Ontology annotation, molecular function: G protein-coupled receptor activity. The record is from RefSeq and is a predicted model, not a curated record.